This is a messenger RNA of Cotesia congregata, 285 nucleotides long. Lineage: Eukaryota; Metazoa; Arthropoda; Insecta; Hymenoptera; Braconidae. The record is from the annotation of a GenBank genome assembly.
AUGCGGAUGCUCAAGCAGCAGCUGAUUGGGCAAAAGAAGUUGGCCUUGAACUUUGGCUUGUUUGUCGAAGAGUCACCAGACAUUAGACGUUCUGAGAGAGUGGUUGCCAAUCAGAACAAUGUCAAAUUUAAAGUUCCCAAUUUUUCAACUAUCACGGAAAAAACGACAUUUAACUGGUUUCCAUGUAGUACGGAUCCUAAUUCCAUCUAUAGUGAAAAAAAUUUACAAAUGGCUACUACUUCAAUGUACAGUGUAGUAGGUCCAAUUUUCGUUUAUUUAAGUUAA